AUGAACACCAUCAGUUUCCAGCAGAACCUGACCGAUGAAUAUUGCUAUCCUGACAACAACAACUCAUGCAUAAAGGAGCUGCAAAGCAGCAAAGGCAGAAUUUUCCUUCUCUUCUUCCUUUCAUGCAUAUCCAUGUCCACGGUGCUCCUGAACCUGCUCGUGAUUAUCUCCAUCUCCCACUUUAAACAGCUGCACACUCCAACUAAUUUGCUGAUCAUGUCUCUGGCGGUGGCCGACCUUCUUGUGGGACUCAUAGUGAUGCCGGUUAAUAUCAUGGACCUAAUAGACAGCUGCUGGUACCUCGGGAAAACCAUGUGCUCCCUUUAUCCCGUGGUUAAUUAUAUUUCUGUCACGGCCUCGGUCGGCAGCCUGGUGUUUAUUGCUGUUGAUCGUUACAUCGCCAUCACCAGCCCUCUGCUCUAUUCCACCCGAAUUACAAUUUCUAAAACCUCCUUGUUUAUUGUUCUGACCUGGUCAGGCGCUAUCCUGUAUAACACCCUAUUUUAUUUUUUCGAGGGUCACCUGCUUCAUCCUGACAAAUUCAGCCAAUGUGUCGGAAAGUGUGUGGUGGUUCAAUCUCAAUCCGCCUCCAUGGCUGACCUGUUCAUUUCCUUCAUCUGCCCUUGUUUCACCAUGUUGUUUUUGUACCUGAGAAUUUUUAAAGUGGCCAGAUAUCAGGUCAAAUCCAUCAGUGCUGUAGAGUGCGACUAUGCACAUGGGCACAGGGUCAAAAGAGUAAAUAUCAAAGCUGCAAAAACCUUGGGCAUUGUCAUUUUUGUGUAUCUUUCAAGCUGGAUCCCUUUUUAUUUGAAUUUGCUGUCUACCGAAAGCCUGUCGUCCAUGUCAGUGGUGUGGGUCGUGCUCAACUGGCUGAUAUACCUCAACUCCUCUGUAAACCCCCUGAUAUACGCCAUAUUUUACCCCUGGUUCAGAGUGUCUGUUAAGUACAUUGUGACAUGUCAAAUAUUCCAGGCUUCUUCCUCCAUGUUUAAUCUGUUCCCCGAGCGCUUUUAA
Messenger RNA from Clarias gariepinus (North African catfish), 1014 nucleotides. Its product is annotated as trace amine-associated receptor 13c-like. Gene Ontology annotation, biological process: G protein-coupled receptor signaling pathway. Gene Ontology annotation, molecular function: trace-amine receptor activity. The record is from RefSeq and is a predicted model, not a curated record. NCBI's taxonomy places the organism in Eukaryota, Metazoa, Chordata, Actinopteri, Siluriformes, Clariidae. The transcript has a single exon. Gene Ontology annotation, cellular component: membrane. The coding region runs from base 1 to 1014 and encodes 337 amino acids.